Empidonax traillii (willow flycatcher) is the source of this 5020-nucleotide messenger RNA. It is a transcript of the gene HIPK1, whose product is annotated as homeodomain interacting protein kinase 1. The coding region runs from base 252 to 3887 and encodes 1211 amino acids. Gene Ontology annotation, biological process: peptidyl-threonine phosphorylation; intrinsic apoptotic signaling pathway in response to DNA damage by p53 class mediator; smoothened signaling pathway. The transcript has 16 exons. Gene Ontology annotation, molecular function: protein tyrosine kinase activity; protein serine/threonine kinase activity; ATP binding. The record is from RefSeq and is a predicted model, not a curated record. Lineage: Eukaryota; Metazoa; Chordata; Aves; Passeriformes; Tyrannidae. Gene Ontology annotation, cellular component: nucleus; PML body; cytoplasm.
GAGCGCGGCGGGGCCGGGGGGGGCGGCGGGGCCGGGAGCGGGCGGGGGGAGCCCGGCCGGGCCGUGAGGGCGCGGCGGAGCCUGGCGGCGGCGGCGGCGGAGCGGCCUGGGGGCUCCCCCCGGCGAGCGCGGGCCGAGCGGGCCGGGCCGGCGGCCGUGGCGGGGCUAUGAUGAGCCCGCUGCGGGGCUCCGCACCCCCGCGUGUCCCCCUGGCAGGUCCGGCCCGCGGCUGAGAACCCCCCACCGGCGGUAUGGCCUCACAGCUGCAGGUGUUCUCCCCUCCGUCAGUAUCCUCGAGUGCCUUCUGCAGUGCCAAGAAACUGAAAGUGGAGCCGUCUGUCUGGGAUGUUUCAGGACAGAGCAGUAGUGACAAGUAUUAUACCCACAGCAAAAACCUCCCAGCAGCUCAAGGGCAAGCCAGCUCCUCUCAUCAGGUAGCCAAUUUCAGCAUCCCUGCCUACGACCAGAACCUCCUUCUCCCAGCUCCCUCCGUCGAGCACAUCGUGGUCACCGCGGCCGACAGCACCGGCAGCAGCGCCACCGCGUCCUUCCAGAGCAGCCAGACCCUCUCGCACAGGAGCAACGUUUCUUUGCUGGAACCAUACCAAAAAUGUGGAUUAAAAAGGAAAAGUGAGGAGGUCGACAGCAACGGUAGCGUGCAGAUCAUUGAGGAACAUCCACCUCUCAUGCUGCAAAACAGACCUGCGGUGGGUGCUGCGGCCACGACCACCACGGUCACCACGAAAAGCAGCAGCUCCAGCGGGGAGGGGGAUUAUCAGCUGGUCCAGCAUGAGAUCCUGUGCUCUAUGACAAACAGCUAUGAGGUCCUGGAGUUCCUGGGGCGGGGGACGUUCGGGCAGGUGGCGAAAUGCUGGAAACGCAGCACGAAGGAGAUCGUAGCCAUCAAAAUCCUGAAGAACCACCCGUCCUACGCCCGGCAGGGCCAGAUCGAGGUGAGCAUCCUGUCCCGCCUGAGCAGUGAGAAUGCUGACGAGUACAACUUUGUCCGCUCCUACGAGUGCUUUCAACACAAGAAUCAUACUUGCCUUGUAUUUGAGAUGCUGGAACAGAACUUGUACGAUUUCCUAAAGCAAAACAAGUUCAGCCCCUUGCCCCUGAAGUACAUCCGGCCCAUUCUGCAGCAAGUGGCCACUGCCUUGAUGAAGCUGAAGAGCCUGGGUCUGAUCCACGCUGAUCUGAAGCCAGAGAACAUCAUGUUGGUGGAUCCUGCCCGCCAGCCCUACAGAGUGAAGGUGAUAGACUUUGGGUCAGCCAGCCACGUGUCCAAGGCCGUGUGCUCCACGUACUUGCAGUCGCGUUAUUACAGAGCUCCUGAAAUCAUCCUGGGUUUGCCGUUCUGUGAAGCCAUUGACAUGUGGUCGCUGGGCUGUGUGAUUGCUGAGCUGUUUCUGGGCUGGCCUCUGUAUCCAGGAGCAUCUGAGUAUGAUCAGAUUCGUUACAUUUCGCAAACUCAAGGCCUUCCAGCGGAGUAUCUUCUCAGUGCAGGAACGAAAACAAGCAGGUUUUUUAACAGAGAUCCAAAUUUGGGAUACCCACUGUGGAGGCUAAAGACCCCAGAAGAACACGAGUUGGAAACGGGAAUCAAAUCAAAAGAAGCUCGGAAAUAUAUAUUCAACUGUUUGGAUGAUAUGGCGCAGGUGAAUAUGUCUACAGACUUAGAAGGCACCGACAUGUUGGCAGAGAAGGCUGACCGAAGGGAGUAUAUUGAUUUGUUGAAGAAAAUGUUGACAAUUGAUGCAGAUAAGAGAGUUACUCCACUGAAGACUUUGAACCAUCCGUUUGUUACAAUGACACAUCUACUGGACUUCCCCCACAGUAACCAUGUGAAAUCUUGCUUUCAGAAUAUGGAGAUCUGCAAGAGAAGGGUUAACAUGUAUGACACAGUGAAUCAGAUAAAGAGCCCCUUCACAACUCACGUUGCUCCUAAUACAAGCACAAACCUGACAAUGAGCUUUAACAACCAGCUCAACACAGUACACAACCAGGCCAGUGUGCUGGCAUCCAAUUCUACUGCUGCUGCUACUCUUUCCCUGGCAAACUCGGAUGUCUCCCUGCUAAACUAUCAGUCCGCCCUGUACCCAUCAUCUGCAGCCCCAGUUGCAGGAGUGGCUCAGCAGAGUGUUUCCUUGCAGCCUGGAACCACCCAGAUCUGCACACAGACUGACCCCUUCCAGCAGACCUUCAUUGUUUGUCCCCCUGCUUUUCAAACCGGACUUCAGGCAACUACAAAGCAUUCUGGGUUCCCAGUGAGGAUGGAAAAUGCUGUCCCAAUUGUGCCACAAGCACCUGCAGCACAGCCACUGCAGAUCCAGUCUGGAGUUCUCACACAGGGGAGCUGUACACCACUAAUGGUAGCAACUCUUCAUCCUCAAGUAGCCACCAUCACGCCGCAGUAUGCGGUGCCCUUUACCCUGAACUGCGCAGCCGGCCGGCCGGCGCUGGUCGAACAGACGGCUGCAGUACUGCAGGCCUGGCCGGGGGGAACCCAGCAGAUCCUGCUCCCUUCCACCUGGCAGCAGCUGCCGGGGGUGGCUCUGCACAACUCUGUCCAACCAGCAGCCGUCAUCCCAGAGACCAUCGGCAGCAGCCAGCAGUUGGCUGACUGGAGGAAUGCACAUUCCCAUGGAAAUCAGUACAGCACUCUCAUGCAACAGCCAUCUCUGCUGACCAACCACGUGACAUUGGCUACAGCACAGCCUCUGAACGUUGGAGUGGCUCAUGUUGUGAGGCAGCAGCAGAGCAGCAAUGUGCCAGCAAAGAAGAACAAGCAGCCAGCACCAAGCACAGCCAAGCCCAGCUCAACCCUGGAGACCGUGCCCACCCAAGUGUACUCUCUCAUUGGGAGCAGCCCCCUGCGCUCCACCUCCUCCUCUUCCAACGUGCUCGUCCCGGUGCAGGAGCAGCACCAGCCCAUUGUGAUCCCGGACACUCCCAGCCCCCCUGUCAGCGUCAUCACCAUUCGCAGCGACACUGACGAGGAGGAGGACAGCAAAUACAAACCUGCCAGUUUGGGCAUGAAGCAGAGAUCCAAUGUCAUCAGCUACGUCACUGUUAACGACUCCCCCGAUUCUGACUCCUCCCUGAGCAGCCCCUAUGCCACAGACCCCCUGUCCUCGCUCAGGAGCACCGGAGGGGCCCUGGAGCUGCCGAGCAGGGCCGCUCCCGACAGCUCCAGCUCCCGGACCAUCAUCGUGCCACCCCUCAAAACACAGCUCAACGACUGCAUUGUAGCCACCCAGGCUUCAGGCAUCCUGAGCAGCACCAGUAAGACCAAGCCAGUGGCCUCGGUGAGCGGGCAGUCAUCAGGAUGCUGCAUAACCCCCACCGGGUACCGCUCCCACCGCGUGGUGACCAGCGGCGUGCAGCCCCUCAACCUCAGCCAGAACCAGCAGACCACAGUGCUGGCCUCACAGGAGAGAAGUGGAAACGCUGUCCCACGUAGGCAGCAAGCUUAUGUGGCCCCCCUCACGUCGACUAUUUCUCAGGCUCCCUACACCUUCCAGCACAGCAGCCCAGUGCAUCCCCACCUGGCAGCAGCCACGGCCAGUGCCCACCUGUCCAGCCAGCCCCACAUGUACACUUACGCUCCCACCACGGCUGCCACGCUGGGCUCCACCACCUCCAUCGCCCACCUCUUCUCCCCUCAGGGCUCCUCCCGGCACACCACGUACGCUGCCCACCCCAGCACCCUCGUCCACCAGGUCCCCGUGAGCGUUGGGCCCAGUCUGCUGACUUCAAACGUCCCGCCCGCCCAGUACCAACACCAGUUUGCUCCCCAGUCCUAUAUUGGUGCUUCCAGAGGAUCUGCUAUUUACACUGGAUACCCGCUGAGCCCGACCAAGAUCAACCAGUACUCCUACUUGUAGUUCCCAGUAAAGCACUGUCCUGCAAUAGAGAGAGAGAGUGGAGAAGGAUUUCAGGUGAACCUUUUCCCUGGGAAUGACUGCCUGGCUCGUGUUUCUCCCUGAUCUGGGUGUAUGUUGUUCCAAAGUGUCUCUGGUGAGUUUGGUCGCUAACUGAGCAGCAUGCUUUGUUACCAGUACGAGGGUCACUAAUUAAGUUUUUAAAAUUUUACUUACUUUUUAUAGAUGCUUUUAAAAAAAAAAAAAAAUUCAUGGUCACGUUUAUUUAAAAUUGUUCUGUUGUGCUAAUCAAAAGGGGUGUCAAAUCAGUGUCUUGGAAGACAGAUCCUGAUGUCUUUUUUUAACUUGUGUAACUUAAAAAAGAUUUGCAGAUUCUGUUUUAGCAGCUUGCACAAAUCCAUGUUGCCACUAAAAAUGUAAUGCAUGUUUAUCUCAUUAUGUUGCUGGGGCAGUUUUAAAAUCAGAUUUAGCAUUUUAACAUUUGUUCUCUAAUUCACUUUGUCUCUAACAAAUUGCUGGUUCUGCAAAAGCCAUUACAUCUCCAUAUGUGUUUCUGUCAAAGGUUUUUUUGUUUACUGCUCUGCUUUGUUUAAGGACUGGUAGAGGCAGCUGCCUUAUAGCAGCAACGUGAUAUAUUCAGGAGUCCUGCAAACCCUGGAGUCUGCUUUGUUUUCUUGAAAGUUUUCCAUAACCAAGCUGAAUUUUCUGUUGUGCUCAUUGCAGAAUUCUUUUAAGUUCUUCAAAGUGUCUUCAGGAUCUAUCUCACUGUGUGACAGAGCUCAGCAGCUCUUGUCAGGAUGCUGUUGUCUUCAGUUGAGAGUGAAUAGUGCAGCAUUGCUCUAAAAUUUGGUUUCUGCAGCUGAUUAGAUGCUGGCCCUAUAACGGAGCUGGAUUCCUUCACAGAAGCACAGGGCUUUGCUUGGUUCUGUUUUUCCUCACUAAUUUUUUUCCUCACGUGAUUCAUUUAGGAGGGAGAUGAAUUUGAAAUACAAUGAAACAUCACUGUAUUGAUGUGUACAGCUUUUUAUACUCCUGUGAGCGUAUCCUCCUGGAUAUGUCAACAGCUACUUUAAAGCGCUCUUAAUAAGACUUGUAAACAGUACGUGCAUGUAGGAAUUGCAACACAAAAAAAAAAA